CCCGGACCCCUCAGGCUUGCUUAUUCAAGAAAACCCUAAAACAUCCUCGAAGGCCCCCUUCUGCACAGCCGAGCUUGUGUAAUCUGCAGAUCUAAACUUCCUAAAAUGAAGGUCAUCGCUGCGUAUUUGCUGGCUGUUUUGGGAGGGAACGCCAGCCCUUCCGCCGAUGACUUGAAGGACAUACUCGGAUCAGUGGGGGCUGAAGCUGAUGAUGAUAGGAUUGAACUCCUCUUGUCUGAAGUCAAGGGUAAGGAUAUUACAGAGCUUAUUGCAUCUGGGAGGGAGAAAUUGGCGUCAGUUCCUUCUGGUGGUGGUGCUGCCAUUGCUGUAGCUGCUGGUGGUGGUGGAGCUGCUGCUGCCGCUCCUGCAGCAGCUGAACCAAAGAAAGAGGAGAAAGUGGAGGAAAAGGAAGAGUCUGACGAGGACAUGGGCUUCAGUCUCUUCGACUAAUGGACUAGGCAGCUAGCUACUCUCUUGUACUAAACUUUUUCUUCUCAUUUAGUGCUAAGGUUUUUGGUCUGCAAAGAUGAUGUGCUUCUUGAUUUUGUGGAGACUUUUCAGCUUAUUGUUAGUAGAAAAGAGAUAAGAGGGAGUCACAAACAUAGCCGGAUUAUUAAUAUUCAAUCCAGUAUUAUUUGAAUCCAUUUACUUGAUAUUCAGUGACGUGUCCUGUUGGAAAGGGUGGUAUUGCAGAUACAUAUGUAAUUCAUUUGUCGCUGCGUUUUAUUUGACUUUGUCAUAGGUUUUGUUUUGGUCAGUUGAAUUUACGUCUGAAAUUAAAGAA
This is a messenger RNA of Nelumbo nucifera (sacred lotus), 784 nucleotides long. Its product is annotated as large ribosomal subunit protein P2B-like. NCBI's taxonomy places the organism in Eukaryota, Viridiplantae, Streptophyta, Magnoliopsida, Proteales, Nelumbonaceae. Gene Ontology annotation, cellular component: cytosolic large ribosomal subunit; ribosome. Gene Ontology annotation, molecular function: structural constituent of ribosome. The record is from RefSeq and is a predicted model, not a curated record. Gene Ontology annotation, biological process: cytoplasmic translational elongation.